Messenger RNA from Staurois parvus, 315 nucleotides. Lineage: Eukaryota; Metazoa; Chordata; Amphibia; Anura; Ranidae. The record is from the annotation of a GenBank genome assembly.
UCAGUGUGGCCCCAAAAGUGCCAUCUGUAAGUGCUCAUCAGUGCCACGUGCCAGUGCCCAUCAAUGCCACGUGCCAGUGCCCAUCAGUGCCACAUCAAUGCCACAUAUCAGUGCCCAUCUGAGCUGCCUUUCAAUGUCACCCAUAAGUGCCAGUCAGUGCCACCUAUCAAUGCCAAUCAGUGCCACCUAUCAGUGCCAUGCCCAUCAGUGCCACCUAUCAGUGCCCAUCAGUGCAGCCUAUCAGUGCCCAUUACUGCAGCCUCAUUAGCGCACAUCAGUGUAGGAGAAAAAUCACUUAUUUACAAAAUUGUAUAA